Molecule: messenger RNA, 1700 nt
Organism: Manihot esculenta (cassava)
Lineage: Eukaryota; Viridiplantae; Streptophyta; Magnoliopsida; Malpighiales; Euphorbiaceae
Product: disease resistance response protein 206
Exons: 1
Coding region: 956-1513 (185 amino acids)
Source: RefSeq, a predicted model, not a curated record
UAAUGGUGUAUAAAAGAAAAUUUAUUGAAAUAAUUUUUAAAGAAAUGUAUCAUAUAUUAUAUGAUGGUUGCAUUGCAUCUCCCCUAUUACCUAAAUCUUUUGAGCUUGAAAAGUGCACAAAGAAAAUUCAAUGAUACAUGAACUAAAACAAAAAAGACAUUGAUGUCUUAGAAACAAUAUCAUUCUGGGGAUAAAAGCGGGCCAAGCUUUCAUGCCAGCUGACUCACAAUAUUAAUAAAUCUUAUUUGUUUAUUAUAUCUAUUUAUUUUCCCUUUGGGAUUCAAGUUAUGCAACUAAAUCAUUUAGAAUAUGGUGUGAAAGGAAGAAUAUUCAAUAAAAAAUGGUGCUUUCAACCUCCCAAAUGGCAGCCAGCCCAGCGCUUCUAGCAUUCGUAAUGCAAAGAGUCUGGAUUUGCAGAGCUAUGAAAAGCCAUUUCCUGAAAAUCACAUGGGUUGAAUUCAACUCUUCUCGAAGUUUAUUAAAAUUUCUGUUGCAGUUUUCUUCAAAAGACGAAGAUCAAGGAUCAGCCUCAAUUGUGCAUACUCUUUGGACUCACCAAUCAGAUUGAGAGAAUUAUGCAUAAACAAUUGGAGCAGGUAACGGGUUGCUUUUGACUGCACGCAUCGUUUGCUGCAUAAAUCUCCAUUCAAUUGUAUAAUAUACAUUGCAGUCAUGGGUUUGAAAAUGCAUUCUCACCUAUUUUGACGUUUACAAACACUUGCAUCCACUUUCAUCCGUUGAUGAUGCUUCUCUUCUAUACAUAUAUUUAUAUAUAUCAACGAUAGAUUUGUUGUUUGACUGAUUCAGCCUCUCUUCUGAAACAAAAUAGUCUCUGUUCCCAUGUAAAUUCCAAAUCUCUACAGUUGGUCAACUCUCUUAGAAAGCUCUAUAAAUGUACCUGUGCACCAGUCGCUUGCUGUUUAAUUAACAAGCUCUGCAGCCUAAAGACACAGCCAUGGCUCAAUCUCUACUCCCCUAUGCUCUUGCUGCUUUGCUUUUAGUUCUUUCCCUGGAGGCUGCCUCUGCUGCACAACACCACCCCCACAAACUCAAGUCCCUCCACUUUUCACUUUACCAACAUGAAACUAUCAACAAAACUGGAUAUAUCAUAGUGAAUGGAGUUGCAGGAGCAAACCUCAGCCAAACUGCACUGCCUUUUGGUACCUUAUUUGUUUUCGAGGAUCCCAUGACAGUUACAGCCAACCGUACGUCCAAGGUCAUCGGUAUUGCAGAAGGAACUUCCAUAACCUCUAGCCUCGAUGGGCUUACGAGCAUUUCUACUGCUAAGAUUACUCUAAGUUUGAAGAACCAUAAAGGGUCAAUUUCCAUUGUUGGAGGCACGCAUAAUGUCAAACCUGCAGAUCAUCCUGUUGUGGGAGGCACUGGUGAUUUCUUGUUUGUACAAGGCUAUGUAACAUCUUCUCCGGUGGAUCUCGUAGGCAUCACUGUUGUCUACAAGAUUGAAUUUCACCUGUACUGGCCUCCAUAUGCAGAGCAAGUUCAUCCAGCCUAGAGGGAAAACUCAAAAUCCCAAUUCAACGACAUGUUCAAAUAACGAGCCUACGAAUCAUGCUCAACAUUUUUCAUUUUGUUCUAUGUUUUCUUCUAGCAUGGAAAUUGGAAAGAAUAUCAUUACAUUAUUUAUCAAAUAUCACUCUCCCACUUCCCCUGAUUCUUGGUUUUCUUGGUCAAAGCGCAAA